CCUGAUACCUCGUCUUCCUUGGACCAGCUCCACCAUGUCCCUCAAACCCGGUCAAAAAAACCCCACCUUAAGACCUCCACUCAAACCCGCCAAAGGAUACUCAAUCGCCAGGCCAGCCUUGAAUCAACCUGCUUCUCAACCAUCACUAGCCCCCAGCAGUCUCCAGCUCCACCAAGAGUGUUGUCUUCGCCUCAGUUGGCCUCGUCCUCACGGCCGCUCUUAGCAUCGUCUUCCUUAACACCAUCAAAGCUCAUACUGCCGUCGCCAGCAGAAGAGUCAACUGUACCUUCGUUGGCGGCGGCAGUUGCCCCCACGCAAGCCCAUUUAUUGCGUACGCUGCAGCGGAUAAACGCUGAAAUGGCCGGUCUACGGGCAGAGGUAGCAAAACUGUCGCGCCAAGUGCAUCACCUGACGCAUGGCAUGACGGAACGCCAGACAGAAAGCACAAUUGUCAUUUCCACACCUCCAGCAGAGCAGACUCACAUUCAGCCAUCAAUAGGACAUCGCUUUGGCAUGACGAAAUUAGCGUGUGGUAACAAGAUGGCCGGCCGAUCUGUACCACAGCCCAGACUUCCGACUGUCCAAUCAGGCCUGUCUCUUCGCGUUUCCCGAGGCACCUCGACUCAGCCAGUCCUCUUCGCUGACGAGCUUGAAGGUAGCGUCUACUCUCAAGUCGCUCGGCCUAAGUUUUCCUCGCUGUCCACGUCGAGUAGACGCUCGCCUCCUCCUGGCUCUGUUGAGCAGACCGAGGUGAGUCAAUGUGAGUUCGGCUUCAAGCCAAUUGGCCAGCGUCUGCUCAAAGGCCCUAAUCGGACGGCAGUUAUGCAAGAACACGAGUCUGAGGCCGAUCACUCGACGGAGAUGGAGGAGGAGUCAUGUGCUCUGCCACUUGUCGCUAAGCGACGAGUCUAUGUGCAGAACCAGAGGCCCGCGAGAGACGACAACAUACCACAUCAGCACUUCAACCCUCCUUCUGUAUCGGUCUUUGAGCCGCCAGAAUCUCAUAUACAUGCCGCCGAACAGUCCCAUCCGGUUUCUGACUCAAUUCUGCCACCGAAGACCAGCUUGUAUCCAUGCCGAACUUCCUCAUGCCCCACAGUAGCAACUUCGGGCCAAGCAACAGGAGAGGUAGGGUAUGUUUUAGGCUCAAGUCAUCGGACAGUGACAUUCAGCCUACCGCCAAAGGUGCUGGAAGAGCAGUAA
Molecule: messenger RNA, 1203 nt
Organism: Protopolystoma xenopodis
Lineage: Eukaryota; Metazoa; Platyhelminthes; Monogenea; Polystomatidea; Polystomatidae
Source: the annotation of a GenBank genome assembly